Molecule: messenger RNA, 3819 nt
Organism: Talaromyces amestolkiae
Lineage: Eukaryota; Fungi; Ascomycota; Eurotiomycetes; Eurotiales; Trichocomaceae
Exons: 4
Coding region: 1-3819 (1272 amino acids)
Biological process (GO): actin cortical patch assembly; regulation of actin filament polymerization
Cellular component (GO): nucleus
Molecular function (GO): ubiquitin binding; cytoskeletal protein binding; identical protein binding
Source: RefSeq, a predicted model, not a curated record
AUGUACAUACAAGAUGAACUGAUGAGCGUCGGAAGUCAAGCGGGCGCCAAGACCAACGGCGGACCCAUCCGCUUAGCAACCCCAGCCGUCCAUCUCUCCCCUCAGACAACGUCACAACAGCUGGCGACCUGGCAGGCAGUCAUCGACCACCACCUCCAGUCGUUAUCCGACAUAUACCGGCGACUGCCUUUUUCUUCUGGCAUCGAAAAAGUUGCUGCGACCGCGCCAUCGCAUCGGAUACGAUCAAUCGGUGAGACAGCGCGUCAAUCCGAGGGGACAGCCGUCACAAUGGGCUUCGCUGGAGUCUACACUGCGGUCUACGACUACCAGCCGCAGGCCGAAGGCGAGCUGGAAAUCCAUGAAAACGACCUCCUCUAUGUUCUCGACAAGGACGACGAUGACUGGUGGAAGGCCAAAAAGAAGGCUGCUGAUCCGGAGGACGAGGAACCAGUGGGACUGGUGCCGAAUAACUACGUUCAAGAGGCACAACCCACCCACAAAGCCAAAGCGCUCUACGAUUAUACACGGCAAACAGACGAAGAAGUAUCCUUUUCUGAAGACGCCGAAUUAUCCGUAUAUGAUACUACCGACCCAGACUGGACGCUAGUUGGUUCUGGAACAGAUUUCGGGUUUGCCCCAGCAAAUUAUAUUCAACUACUUUCCGAGAUUGCGCCGUCGCAAACAGCCGUAGCUCAUGAUGAGGCCGAACCGGAGCCUGAAUCAUAUACGAGCCCCGAACCCGAACCGUCUCCGCCGCCAUCGCUUCCUCAACGACCUAUACAUACCGAACCGGAGGAGUAUCCAUCGGCCGAGUCUAGCCCGGCUAUACCGGACUCGAGCCCUGCAACGGCAAUUGCUAGCAUACUUCACAGACAACAUGGAUCUAUGUCGUCUCACGAUACUUCGCGCGCCAUUCCUCCAGCACCGCAAGCGUUUGCGUCUCCCGAAGAAGAAGAGGAGGAACCCGCGCCCAGCCUUCCGACACGACCAAUAUCACAGCCAACUCCUCCUCGAGAAGUGCGACGAUAUGAAGAGGAGCCGGCCUCACCACCUCAACCUCCUCGCCCACAACACCUGCAAGUCAAUUUGGCUCGGGAUGACGAUGCACGGGUCCAAGAAUCACCGCCAUACAGUCGCGUUGGAUAUUCGGCACCGUCGCCACAUUCGCCUUCUGGGUAUCGUCUGUACAAUAUCAACGAAAUGAUCUCGGUACUGGGCAAGCGAAAGAAGAUGCCGACGACGUUGGGUCUCAAUGUGCCGAAAGGUACAAUAUUUAUAUCAGCCGAUAGCUCUGAGGAUGACACCCAGCAGGAAUGGACUGCAGAUAAGCUCACGCACUAUUCGAUUGAAGGAAAACACGUCUUUAUGGAGCUUGUCAAGCCGAGUAAAAGUGUCGACUUUCAUGCCGGUUCUAAAGACACCGCGCACGAAAUAGUGGCAGCAUUGGGCGAGAUUGCUGGUGCGUACAGGGCUGAAGGUCUGCGAGAGGUACUUGAAGCUGGACAAGGCGGUAGUGGAAUUCAGAAGAAGGGACAGAUGCUUUACGACUUUAUGGCUCAGGGUGACGACGAGGUGACUGUCGCUAAUGGAGAUGAGGUGGUGAUUCUGGACGACAGCAAAUCCGAUGAGUGGUGGAUGGUUAGGCGUAUCAAGAAUGGCCGGGAAGGUGUAGUUCCUAGCAGCUAUGUGGAAAUUACCGGUCUCGUUGAAGCGUCAACCCCGGCUCCAUCUGCUAGCAAAUCCGCAGCAGUCGAUAAGAACAGACACGAGGAAGAACGUCUAGCCAAAGAAGCUUCAAGAAAAUCACGGGUUGAAUUUACGGACAGCCCACGAUCUGAGGUAGGUCCAGGAAUGACCCUUCCUAAAAGGCAUAGCAGUCUUUUCGCAACGGACCUUGGUAACAAAGAGUUGCAGCGUCAUAAACGGGAAAAAUCUGAUAAGGCAUCAAAACAAAAACCAGAUGCUUCGAAGACCAGAAACUGGACAGAUAGAUCGGGAACAUUCAGUGUUGAAGCCCAGUUCCUCGGCCUUCACGAUGGCAAGAUUCAUCUUCACAAGAUGAAUGGCAUCAAAAUUGCUGUUCCAACGGCUAAGAUGUCUGUCGAAGAUUUGGAAUAUGUUGAGAAAGUUACUGGUGAAUCCUUGGAUGAAGACAAGCCUCUUUCUGAUAUUCGACGUCGCAGCAUGCAGGCAAAGAAGGAAGAAAAGGAGAAAGCCGAAAAAGAGAAGGAUAAGAACGGCGUCCAUGUCCCAGAAUAUGACUGGUUUGACUUUUUCCUCAAAGCUGGCGUCGGUCCACAUCAAUGUGAACGCUACGCACAGAAUUUUUCAAAAGAUUCAAUGGACGAAGCUAUUCUGCCCGAUAUUACUCCCGAGACUCUUCGUACUUUGGGCUUAAAGGAAGGCGAUAUCCUCCGUGUGAUGCGAUACUUGGAUACAAUGUUCAACCGAACUGGGUCUAAAUCUCGUCUGCGAAAUGUCAGUUUUGGUGGCGAGGAAGUCAUUAACGGCGAGACUGGUCUGUUUUCUGGAGCUGGCGGUGCCCUUAAAAAUAACACAUCUCGCAAAGGCCGUCCAGCUCCUGCUGUGCAGACAGGCGAUGUCGUGGACCCAAAAGCCUUUGAAGUCAAAGACGGCAAAGAAGCUGCCGAGAAAGCAGAGCCAACUCCCGCACGUCAAGCCACGCCUCCCGCUGAAAAGCCGGUCCAGCGUGGAUUCGACGAUGAUGCUUGGGACGUCAAACGACCAAAGGGAUCGCCUGCACCCGCUGCUGCGCCUGCCGCCGCCCCGGUUCCUACACCUGCUGCUGCACCUGUAGAGCCACCGAAGCCAGCACCUCCAACUGGUGCACUGGCUGAUCUAUCGCUACUUCAAGCGCCAUUGCAACCAACACCAGCACCUCAGCCGACUCCACCUGUAUCAGUUCCUGCUACCGCCGUUCCACCUCCGGCUGUGUCUCUUCCUCCUAUGCAACCUCAACAAACUGCAACUCCAUCAUACCCUCAAACUGCGGCGCCCCAACAGCCCCAAGCGACAGGGGCCAAUCCAGGCUUCUUUCAACAGUUGGGACCUCUACAACCACAACAAACGGCUGUUCCGAAUCAGCCUCAAGGAAUGGGCUUUUCUUUGCAACCCCGACAGCGGCCUGUCCCUCCACAGACUAUGAAUCAGAACUCGCUGCUUCCGCCACCCCCUCAGCGACCCUUGUCCGCACCUCAGGACUUUCAGCAAAGUCCUUUUGCCGCUCCUCCUCUGCAGCCUCAGUUAACUGGAAUUCCUCGCAACGCACCACAGUUGGCACCCACCGGUCAGAGCUUAGCGGAGCUCAACCAGCAACGAUUCCAGUCACAACAAUAUGGUCAACUGCAGCCUCAGUUGACGGCAUUCCCCCAACAACAGCCACAGUUCCAGAAUGGUCUCAUGCCACAGCCGACGGGUUUCCAGCCGCAAUCGCAAUUUGGCUUCCAGCAGCAACAACAGCAAUUCGCGGGCAUGGCGUCGCAGCCAACCGGCUUUGGCGGGUUCUCACCACCACCGCAACAACCCAUGGCAACUGGAAUCAACGGUAUGCUUCCGCCUGCCUUACAGCCUCAACAAACGGCGGUCAAUGGGUUUGGCACAAGCAUCAGCCCUCCCCCUCCACCUAUACCACCUAUCCCUCAGAUGCCAACAGCCGCGCCAUUGCAACCCCAGAAGACCGGACCUGCGCCACCUGUUCGAUUUGGAGUCAAGCAUGACGCCAAGAAACUUACACCACAGCCCACGGGGAUGCGUGCCAACCUCGCACAAGCCACCCCUUCCAACCCGUUUGGUUUCUAA